Messenger RNA from Aspergillus brunneoviolaceus CBS 621.78, 13182 nucleotides. Its product is annotated as acetyl-CoA synthetase-like protein. Gene Ontology annotation, molecular function: phosphopantetheine binding; catalytic activity. The transcript has 3 exons. Gene Ontology annotation, biological process: amino acid activation for nonribosomal peptide biosynthetic process; secondary metabolite biosynthetic process. Bases 1 to 13182 code for a protein of 4393 amino acids. The record is from RefSeq and is a predicted model, not a curated record. Gene Ontology annotation, cellular component: cytoplasm. Lineage: Eukaryota; Fungi; Ascomycota; Eurotiomycetes; Eurotiales; Aspergillaceae.
AUGAACACCGAAUUCUACGGCAUCAGCCAGAGCGACUGGACUCGCAUCAAGGCAUGGAAUGCGCACUGUCCCGAGGCUAUCGACUAUACUCUCCAUGAUCUCAUCCAUCUCCGGACGCAAUUCCAACCCACGUUGCCCGCCAUCCAGGCCUGGGAUGGCCGGCUCACGUAUGCCGCGCUGGACACCGUCACUACGCGCCUGGCGCACUGGCUGGGGGCACAGGGGGUCCAGCCUGGCUCACGCGUGCCCAUCGCUUUCAUCAAGUCUUCGUGGGCGGUCGUCGCGAUGAUCGCCGUCAUGAAGGCUGGCGGCGCCUUCCUUCCGCUCGACUGGUCCCAGCCUGCCAGUCGCACGCUGGAGGUCCUGGACCAGGUCCAGCCCACGGUGCUGUUAGCUUCGACCUCGCUUCUCGACCGCCUCUCAGGUAUGCGGUUGCAGACGCGACUGGUCGCGGUGGAUCAGAGUCUGGUGGAUUCCCUGCCUAUCGACGACCGUCCAUUGGAGCGGUUCGUCUCGCCGACCGAUCCGGCUCUUUGCAUGUACACAUCGGGCAGCACAGGCCGACCCACUGGGGUCCUGAUCCAACACAGGGCCAUCGCAACGGUGAGUGUGAGGGUUGGCCCGAGCUAUCAGUAUGGGCCCCAGUCGCGCGUGGCGCAGUUUGCCGCCUACAUUUGGCUGGUGUGCGCCAACGAGAUCUUCACGACCUUGGUCUGGGGCGGGCAGGUUUGCAUCCCCUCGGAAUCCCAGCGACUCGAUGACCCUACUGGUUUCAUUCGCGAUCACGGAAUCUCCCUAAUCCAUGCCACCCCUGCUUUUCUGACCUCCAUCCAGCCCGAGGAUGUUCCCUCGGUGCAGGUCAUUGGAAUCGGCGGCGAUCGGGUCCCCGAGGAAUUGGCGAGGAAGUGGUCCCAGUUCGCACACGUGGUUCUGGGUUAUGGGUCUACAGAAACGAACCUGUGUAUCAACCAUCCCUAUCGUCAGAUGGAGGAGGAGGAGGAGGAGAAGAAGGAGGAGAGAGUGGCGGGUCCUCUGGCGGGGAAGCCCGUUGGCGCAGUGGCAUGGAUAGUGAAGGCUGGGAACCACGAGGAAUUGUGUCCCAUUGGCGAAAUCGGCGAUCUGGUGAUCGAGAGCCACGGGCUUGCACUGCAGUAUCUUGGUCAAGAAUCGAAGACGGCCGACACUUUCAUCCCUCCUCCGGCCUGGAGUCGAACAAUCCGCCCACGUGGAGACACGCGAUGGUGCAAAAUAGGAGAUAAAGCCUCGUACGGCACCGACGGCUCGAUUAGGAUCCACGGCCGAAAUGGCAGUGUUGUGAAGGUUCGGGGCCAGCGCGUGGGAUUGCCUGAGGUCCAGCGCGCCUUGGAGAAAUGCCUAUCCCUGCCCAGUGUCGGGAUCGUAGAGGCCAUCAAGCUCAAAGCAGUCGACGGGGAGGAGGCUCGACUGGUGGCUUUCCUCUUGACUCCCGGCACAAACUUGGAUGCAAUAAGUUCAGGACUGAAAGACCGUCUUUCCUCACUUCUUCCGGAGUACAUGCUACCCACUGCAUUUCUCCCCCUCGCUGAAAUCCCAAUGACAGCGAGUGGGAAGAUUGACCGACCGCGACUACAUGAGCUCGCUUCCUCCCUGAGCGUUGCAGACCUGGCAACCUGGGCCCCGCGCAGUCACGAAACCAGUGAGCCAACCUCGGUAAAGCUGACUGCUGAGGAGCUGCUUCUGCGAGAGAUGUGGUCGAAGAUCCUCAAUGUACCGGCCAACCGCAUUUCAGCCCAUGACGAGUUCUUCAGUUUAGGCGGGCACUCCUUGUCGGCGAUCCAGCUGGUGACUCUCGCACGACGUGCAGGAGUGAGCCUGUCGGUAGAAGGAAUAUUCAAGAACCCUCAUCUUUCCAGCAUGGCUCUGGUAACCAAACCCAUGUCUACAGACGAGACAGCUACCGAACAGAUUUUGCCUUUUGCUUUGCUUGAGGGAACUCCUUUACUGAAGGAGCGUAUCAUAGAUGAGAUCAUCUCCACCACAUCCAUCUCAUUGUCUGACAUCGAAGAUAUAUACCCUUGUACCAGCCUACAAGCGGGUCUCUUCUCGUCAUCUUUGAGGAAUCCAGGCACCUAUAUAAUCUCAUCCAGGAUGUCCCUGCCGGACACCAUUGAUUUAGAGCGACUCGAGAGGGCAUGGCGGAUGGUGGUCCUCAAGACGCCUAUUCUUCGAACUCGGCUGGCUCACACUUCAGCGGGAUUUGUCCAAGUCGUGCUCAAAAAUGAUUUUGACUGGCAAAUGAUGGCCAUCCCAAGAUCCCCGACAUCUGAAGAGGAGAAUCCGCAUGAGCUUCAUUCGGGUGAGCGGCUCACCCAGUAUCGUGUGACAAGGCAACACGAUACCGAGCCAAGGCUCUUUACGUGGGAGAUCCACCAUGCGCUGAUCGACGCCUGGUCGCAGCAAGCGGUUCUGCGGAUGGUAGAAGCAGAAUAUCGCAACCAUCCAGCGACCCGUGAGACUUGCCAUGGCCAUUUCAGCUCUUUCAUCAAGUAUGUCCUCCAGAAGGAGAGGGACGUGGGCACCGCCCAGUACUGGAGACACCAACUGGCUGGAGCUGCAGCUUUGCCCUGGCCUCCUCUUCCAUACCCGAGAUACCAACCUAUUGGAGACUCAAUCAUCCGCCGAAGGAUCUCCUUUGCUCCUCGAGCAAAGGGGUCCUCAUUCACAACGGCAACUGCAAUACGCGCAGCGUGGGCAUUACUGUUGACCCAGUACGGAAACACCAACGAUGUGAUCUUUGGGGCCACAGUGAGCGGGCGAGAGUCCCCAGUGCCCCAUAUCGAGGAUAUCAUCGGGCCAACCAUUGCGACCUCGCCGAUACGGUUGCAGAUUGAUCGAUCCCAGCCCGUUCACACGUUUCUUCAAAUCGUCCAAGCUCACGCGGUGGAUAUGAUGCCAUUUGAGAGUUUUGGACUGCACAAUAUCCGCCGCCUGGACCCGGAGAUUGCGCACGCCUGCGAUUUCCAAACUCUACUAGUCAUUCGUUCCUCCAAUGAGGGGGAGGAGCAGGAGCUAUUGGGGGAGCAGUUCCAGGUCGAGGCGUGGGAUGGGUCCCUGACAUACGCUCUAACCCUGGAAUGUGCCUUGCUGGAGGACGGUGGGGCUUCGUGUCAAGCCACCUUUGACCAGCAAGUCCUUCUACCGGCCCAGAUCGACCUUAUCAUAGGCCAGCUAGAGCACGUAUGUCGUUUGCUUGGCUCCGAGAGUAGCAGCGAGACUUGCAUCCAUGACCUGGAUCUGUUGAGCCAAUCCGAUCGGGCGUUGAUUUGGGGUUGGAACUCGACCCUGCCGCCGACCAUCAACCGAUGCAUCCAUGAUGUCUUCCGGGACGAGGUGGAGCGCCAUCCGGAUGCGGUGGCUAUUGAUGCAUGGGAUGGAUCCUUGACCUACAGGCAGUUGGAUGAGCUCGCGACCAGCCUGGCUCAUCUCUUGCAAGGCUCCGAGGGCAUCGCAGUGGAGGACAUCGUGCCAGUCUGCUUUCGCAAGUCGAAAUGGACCAUCGUGGCCAUGCUGGCCCUGUGGAAGGCCGGAGGAGCCUUCGCCUCCAUUGACGCCGGUCACCCCGCGUCCUGGAUUAGAAUGAUCAGCAACAAUGUCCAGGCCAAGCUAGCCCUAUGCUCCCAGGAGGUUGCGCAGUCUUUUCCAGAGGGCACGCGUGUUCUGGUCGUCGAUGAGGCGCUCCUAGACCGCAUUCCGCAGGUUCAGAGCCCACUCACCGUAAGUGUUCAGCCUGAGAACGUGGCGUAUGUGAUCCACACCUCAGGGAGCACGGGGGUACCCAAGGGCAUUGUACACGAGCAUCGCACCUACAUCUCGGGCGUGGUGAACCGGAUGCCCUCCAUGUUUCGCAGCCGCCACUCGCGCGCCCUGCAGUUUGCAUCCUACAGCUUUGACGUUUCUGUCGAGGAUAUUUGGACGACCCUGCUGGUGGGUGGAGUUGUUUGCGUGCCCUCCGAUCACGAUCGUGUCAAUGACCUGGUCAAUUACAUGAAUCGCACUCAAGUCAACUACGCCGAACUGACCCCAUCUUUCACCCGAACACUAUCCCCAGACUCUCUACCGCAUCUGAAAAUCCUCUCUCUGAGCGGGGAAGCCUCCACAGACGUGGACCGCGAUCUCUGGGUAUCUCAUGUUACCCUGCUAGACGAAUAUGGUCCUGCUGAGAUUGCCAUCAAGAGCCACCUCAAACAGAAGCAGCCUGAUUCCAUGGCGUCCGACAAAGGACAUAGCGUGGCGUGCCUCAGCUGGAUCGUUAACAUCGGAGAUCAUCACAAGCUACAGAUGGCUGGGGCUGUCGGGGAGCUGGUACUUGAGGGGCCCAUCCUCUCGCGGGGGUAUCUCAACCAGCCCACCAAGACCCGCGAGGUGUACAUUGACAACCCGGCGUGGCUGCCGGCCUCGCGAUACGGCCCUCGACGACUGUUCCGGACCGGAGAUCUCGCGCGAUAUAAUCCCGAUGGGACGGUCCAUAUUCUCGGGCGCAAGGAUACCCAAGUCAAGCUCCGGGGCCAUCGGAUCGAGCUCAGCCAGGUAGAGUACCAUGCGCGCCAACAGCUGCCACCGCAUGUCGAAGUCGUCUGUGAGCUUGUCACGCUGGAAAGCGGCAGCAAAAAUGGUAAUAUUGUCCUCUUCGUCUGCAGUGACCCAGCCCAUGGUGCAUUGAGCCGGGAGACUGUCAUGUCAUUUGUCGACGCGCUGCGAGAUCCCCUGAGCGCCGCCCUCCCUACCUACAUGGUUCCAUCCGCACUGGUGGCGUUGGAUGUCCUGCCCGUCAACAUGUCCAGGAAAGUGGACCGGAUGAAGUUGAAGUCCAUUGCAGGGACGAUGCCUACGGAACGGAUCUUUUACUUCUCGUCGACCACAUCCCAGUCAAAGCGAGAGCCUCAAACCGCCAGCGAGCGUCAGCUGCAGGCUCUUUGGGCCCAGGUGUUCGAGACCAAUUCCUCCACCAUCAGCGCAGAAGAUAGCUUCCUCGAACGCGGUGGAGAUUCAAUCCUGGCCAUCAAGCUGGUCUCGCUGGCUGGUCGAGCGCCGGAUGCCCCAAAGCUCACAGUGCGUCAGAUCUUCCAAUAUCCGGUUCUAUGUGACCUGGCUGCCGCGAUGGAUGAUCAGCCGACAACCGCUGUUGCAGCCCCGCCGGCAUCAUCGGUUCCUUUUGACUGUUUGGCGCGGGAGACCAUUACGGUGAUCAAGGAGGAGGUAGCGCAGGUCUGCUCCGUGCUGCCGGAGAAGAUUGACGAUAUAUAUCCUUGCAGCCCCUUGCAAGAAGGUUUGAUGGCGCUGUCAGAAAAGAACCCGGGAACAUAUGUUUCACGGCUGGUGUUCGACGUGCGCCCCGACGUCAAUCUUGAUAAGUUUCAACACGCAUGGUCACAAGUCUAUGCUCGUACGGCUACCCUACGUACCCGUAUCGUGCAAUUAGAGAAUCAAAUGCUCCAAGUGGUAGUCCGAGGCUCGUUGGCGUGGGAUUCUGCAGGUACUGUGGAAGAAUUCUUGAACCGCACGUCCGACCUGACCAUGGGGUCGGGUCAUCCUCUGUUUCAAUGUGGAAUCGUACAUCGACUCGAUAGCAGCCCAUGUCUCGUUCUUGUCGCGCAUCACGCCAUUUAUGACGGGUGGUCGAUGCCUCUCUUGCUUGACCAGGUUACCCAGGCGUAUAAUGACGAGCCCCCGUGGGAUCAGUCCGUGCCGGAAUUUAAGCAAUUUAUCAAGUACCUGGGGACGAUCGACCGAGAUCAGCAUGCGGCCUACUGGAGGGACCAGCUUCAAGGAGCGGCGCAGUCAACUAGCUACCCUCCUUGCCCUAAAGCAGACUAUGUUCCACUACCCGACCAGACGAUUGUGCGCGAGAUGGAUCUUCCGUCUGGACCCGGAGGGGAGAUCACCACCCUGCCUACUUUGCUGCGUGCAGCGUGGGUGCUGUUGGCAGCCAGACAGACUGACUCGCAGGAUGUGGUCUUUGGAGCCACGCUCAGUGGCCGGAAUGCCCCCGUGCCGCAGAUUAAUGCAAUGGUCGGACCAGUCUUUGCCACGGUGCCGAUUCGAGUGCGUCUAUCUCUCGCCUGGACGGUGCACUACUUCAUCCGACGGGCGCAUGGCCAGGCCCUGGAAAUGAUGGAGUUCGAACAUCUGGGGUUACCUGAUAUCCAGAGGAUCAACGCCGACACCCGUGCAGCCUGCAACUUCGGCACUCUUCUGGUGAUGCAGACCCCGACAGCACACGUUGACGGCGAUACACCACGCCUGCUGAGCCAGCGAGAGGACCAGCGUCUGCGCGGCGAUUACUCGGCCUUCAAUCCGUACCCAGCUAUGCUUCAGUUCUUCCCCCUGGCCAAAGAUCGACUGGCCAUGAACCUGAACUUUGACUCGCGGAUACUGACUCCGGACGAAGCACAACGCGCACUGGACCAGCUUGCGCAUAUUAUUGUUUGCUUCUGCACCACGACCAUCCUCAGGUGGAAUGCAAACGGUAUUGCCCCUGCGAUGGUUGCUGGAUGCGUCCACGACUACAUAGAAGCCCGAAGUCAGAGGCACCCCGACAAGAUUGCUAUUGAGGCUUGGGACGGCGUGCUUUCGUACGGCGAUUUAAGUCACCUCUCCGGGAUCGUGGCACAACAGCUUCUCGCGUCCGGGGUAACGGCGGAGGACAUAAUCCCCGUCUGCUUCGAGAAAUCCCAGUACACGGCAGUGGCCAUGCUGGGGGUUCUCAAGGCCGGGGCAGCCUUCAGUCUCCUGGACCCCGGACAUCCAAUCGAACGGCUGCGACGGAUUGCAGAUGAGGCCCAUGUCAAGAUCAUCGUCACCUCCGUCGACUGUGCCCGGCUGUUCGUGAACGAUGGCUCGGGCCGGGUGGUCAUCACGGUCUCUCGUGAGACCGCGCAUCUCGCCCAGACCAUACAACGGUUGCGACAGCCACUCGUCGUGUCUGACCCGACCCAUCUGGCAUGCCUGGUGUUCACAUCAGGCAGUACCGGCACGCCGAAGGGCAUCAUGCUGCAGCACGCGGCGAUCUGCACGAGCGCCCUGACUCACGGGCCGGCGCUGGGCCUGGACGAGAAUUCGCGAGUUUUGCAGUUCGCAUCGCACGCGUUCGACAUGGCGGUCUACGACUUCUGUACCACAUUGAUCCUCGGUGGCUGCGUCUGCAUCCCCUCCGACAUGGACAGGAUGAACCACGUGAACCACGCAAUCGCCAGCCUGGCGGCCAACUGGGCCUUCUUCACCCCGUCGACAGCUACCCUGCUGAUACCGGACGAGGUCCCCUCGCUGCGCACCCUGGUCCUGGGAGGGGAGUCCGUGACCCAAGAAAUUCUCGAUACCUGGGUCAGCCGGGUCAAUGUUUAUCAGUGCUCCGGCCCCGCCGAAACGACCACCUGCAUCGGGGGCAAAAUGCAGCCAGGCAGCGCGAAGAACUGUCUGGGCAAGGGCCUGGGCGCGUUGUCCUGGGUGGUCGACCCGGCAAAUCAUGACAUCCUCCUCCCGAUAGGUCUCGUCGGCGAGAUGGUCCUGGAGGGCCCGGUGCUCGCGCGAGGCUACCUUAAUAGCCAUGACCAAACCAGCGCGCAAUUCUUCACGAACCCGGCUUGGGCGAGGGGGCAAGGGCCCUCUUCCACCAAACCACGCCGAUUCUACAAGACAGGUGACCUGGUCAGGUACGGUGCCGAUGGGAGUCUCUUGUUCAUGGGUCGCAAGGAUACCCAGGUCAAGAUACGGGGCCAACGGGUCGAGGUGAACGAGAUUGAAGACUGUAUUCGAUCCCAUAGCCGAGGCUGGGAGGUGGCCGUCGACGUUGUUGAAUCCGGCCACCCGGGCCAAAGCAGGAAGCUCGCCGCAUUUCUGGUCCACCACCCCGGCCAGCAUCCUGCUUCUGGGCACGAAGACUCAGACUCGGCCUUGUUGGUUGCGGAACCCGGCCCAGACUGGAAUUCUGCGGUGUGUGCGCUGGCGCAGCAUCUGUCUGCUCAGCUGCCCAGUUAUAUGAUUCCGGCCGCCUUCGUCCCGCUGAGACACCUGCCAUCGAGCACCUCGGGUAAAGUCGAUCGCAAGGCCCUCCGGGCGUUGGGACUUUCUCUCAGUCCAGAGCAGCUGGGAGCCAUGGCGGCGGCCGAUGAGGUGGCGGAGAUCGUCGUGCCCAGCACCCCCGCAGAGCUCAAAAUGCGGGAUCUGUGGGCGACGGUGUUGCACCUCGACGGGUCCGCAAUUGCCGCCAGCGAUAACUUCUUCGCUUUGGGUGGCGACUCACUUCUGGCUAUGAGGCUUGUGGCAUCCGGCCGUCGGUUCGGUAUCACCCUGACUGUGGCCGGGAUAUUCAACGCUCCUGUUCUCCAGGACAUGGCCAAGUCUGUCCAGAUACAACCGGUCCGUGACGACGAGGAGGACGAGCAGGAGGAGGACGGAGUUCGCGCCGCAAAUGCAGUGGCGUUUGAGUGCAUAGCACAUCUUGGGCCGUUGGAUGAACUCAUAUCCGAAGUAGCGGAUGCAUGUGGGCGAGGAAAAAACAUUGUCGACAUUCUACCAUGCACGCCGUUGCAGGCCGGGUUAAUGGCACUUUCCGUGCGCAAGACCGGUUCGUACAUCGCGCAGGAGGUGUACCGCAUCCAACCCGGUGUUGACAUCCCACGGUUUCAAAAGGCCUGUGAAGCGGCGGUGGAGGCAUACCCGAUUCUCCGGACUUCCAUCGUCCAACUCUCCUCUUCCUCUGACAUGAUUCAAGUGGUAUAUCAAGAAGGCAUUACUUGGCAGGCGCCCGCGGUGGCCUUGGACGACUACCUGGUCUUUGACCAACAAUCCUCCAUCGGUCUCGGGGACCCGUUGACUCGUUGGGCCAUUUGCUGCAGCCAGAAUGGACACGCUUACUUUGUCUGGACGAAGCACCACUCCUCCUACGAUGGGUUCUCUGCCCCGCUGGUUCUUCGACACAUCGAGCAUGCGUACGCCGACCUGGACUCGCCGAAGGCCUCCCAGCCGAGCCCCGUGUCUUUUGCCACCUUUAUCAAGCAUCUCCAGAGCCAGCCGGUCGGCGAGCAACGGGAUUACUGGCGCUCAUAUCUGGAAAAUGCGAGCGUUGGCAGUUUUCCUGGUGCGACUUCGACUCUCGCUGAUUUGGCCCACCCCACGCAGACCGUCAGUCACCAGAUCCAGGGCUGUGUCCCUUCGGCGCCGCUGUCAAUCACCUUUUCGAACCUGGUGCAGGCCGCGUGGGCUCUGGUUUUGUCGAAACACACCGGAUCCAGCGACGUGGUGUUUGGGGCGACAGUGUCGGGACGCAAUGUGGCUCUCCCAGGGGUGGAAUCUGUUGUGGGACCAACCUUCACCACCGUCCCUGUUCGGCUCUCCCUCGACCCCCCGGGUAUGCCGGUGGCGAAGUAUCUGUCGCGAGUGCAAUCUGAGGCCGCGCGGAUGAUUCCGUUUCAACACUUUGGUUUGCAGAAUAUCAAACACCUCGGCGAGGACAUCGCCCGUCUCUGCGACUUCGACUGUCUCCUCGUGAUUCAACCGCAUCGUCAGGUAUCGGAGAAUUCCCUGCUGGUGAUUGAGCGACUUGAGGGAUCUGGCACCUUCCGAACCACCCCUCUGACGGUUCUCGUCGAUGUCCAGGAGGGCGGGGCGGCCUUGGUCACCGCGCAUUUUGAUGCCGCGUGGUUCGACCACGAGCUGGUCGAGAGGAUGCUGCACCAGCUGGGUCAGGUCCUCGAUCGACUCAUUCACGCCGCGCCGGAGACUACGGUAGCCGAUAUCGAAGUCAUCACCGAUCAGGAGCUGGACCAGAUCUGGGAAUGGAACCACCUCGUGCCCCCCGCAACCACUCAGUGCAUCCAUGACACCAUCCAAGAACAGAUCACGGCACGGCCUGCUGCCUUCGCGGUGGAAGGUUGGGAUGGCCGCCUGAGUUAUGCCCUUCUCGACGAAUAUUCAGGCAAGGUUGCCGAUUACCUGGUGGAGUCCGGUAUAUCGCGGGGAUCAUACGUGCCCCUGCUGUUCGAGAAAUCGGUGUGGGCGAUCGUGGCCGUGCUGGCCGUCUUGAGGGCCGGCGCGGCAUUUGUGCCAAUCGACCCCUCCCAUCCACGACAUCGAGUCAAGUUCCUACUCCGACAGACUGAGUCACGCCUUGUUCUAGCCUCGCCGCAUUGCGGGUCAAUUUGCGCCGAGCUGGAGGAAGGCUACUUCAUCGUGAGUCCGGACGUCAUCGCGGAGCUGGAGCGGCGCGGUGAGUGGGAGCACAUGCCGCGAGAUGCCUCGAGUCCGGCCUACAUCAGCUUCACGUCCGGGUCGACCGGCGAGCCCAAAGGCGCGGUGAUCUCACACUCCGCCUACAGCUCCGGGGCGGCGGGUCAUAUUCCCGCGAUCGCCAUCGAUCACCAGUCCCGGGUCCUGCAGUUUGCCUCCUUCUCGUUCGAUACUUGCUUCGAGGACAUUCUCACGACCUUGAUUGUGGGCGGAUGUAUCUGCAUGCCGUCGGAGAUGGAGCGCACCAACGACCUGCCUGGGUGCAUCAAUCGCUACGGCGUCAAUUGGGCGCACCUGACGCCAUCGGUCGCCAGUCUGCUUGAUCCUGCGAGCGUGCCAGGACUCCGCGUGCUGCUGCUGGGUGGGGAGGCGAUGUCCGGCCAACAUGUGCAGCAAUGGGCCCGCACGGUGCGGUUAAUCAACGUGUAUGGGCCGAGUGAACUGUGCGUCACCUGCGCCGUCAACCCCACUGUGGAUGAAUCGAUGCCGACCAAGAUCGGUCACACUGUCGGCGGCGUCCCGUGGAUCGUCGACCCCGAUGACCCGCAGAAACUGGCUCCUGUCGGCGCCAUUGGGGAGUUGGUGUUUGAAGGACCCAUCCUCGCCCAGGGCUAUCUGCGCAACCCUCUGCAGACCGACCGGGUCUUCCUCCCUGCCCCACGCUGGCUGCAACGUGGUUCUCGGUCGACAGCGGGUCGGACGGGUUGUCGCGUCUAUCGCACGGGGGAUCUCGUUCGGUACGACCGCGAUGGCAGUCUGAUCUUCCACGGCAGACGAGACGCCCAGGUAAAGCUGCAUGGUCAACGCAUUGAACUAGGGGAGAUUGAGUGGCAGAUCAAAAGGGGAUGCCUGGAGUCCGGCGAUGUCCGGGACGUGGUCGUCCAACUGGCAACCAUCGCCCAGUCUUCUUGUCUGACGGCCUUUCUCUCUUUGACGGAUGCGCCACAGGGCCAGACGAUCCGGCUCUUGCAGACCCCUUCGUUCCUGGCCCUCGCCUCACGCAUCCAUGAUUAUUUGACCCGGGUUCUUCCAUACUUCAUGGUUCCAUCAGUCUACGUCCCCCUUGACACGAUGCCGCUCACACGAUCGCGAAAACUUGACCGCAUGCAUCUGCAAAAGAUUGUCUCCGCGAUCCCUCCGGAGCAACUCGUGCGACGGUCUACGCUGGACCAGAACGCCGACAUCGCGCCCCGGACGGCGCUGGAGAUGACAGUGCAAGAGAUCUGGUGCCGCGUGCUCAAUCGCGAAGCGGCUGACGUCGCGCUGGGAACCUCCUUCUGGUCGUUGGGCGGGGACUCAAUCUCCGCGCUGCGGGUCCUAUCCUUCCUCCGUGCGCAGGGAAUCCAGGUGACGGUCCAGAGCAUCAUGCAGUACAAUACCCUUGGCUCAUUCUGUGCGCUUCUGGAGGACAUUGAGAGCAGCGAGGUCCCGUCUUCGAGCGUUUCUGACCCGGGUACGAGUGCCACCACCGCGGACACGAGUGUGUCCGGGGAUGCAACGACGGCCGCAGCUGAAGAGAAUUGGUUCCUGCUCUCGCCGAUCCAAGCGCGGUUCUUCGAGCUGUAUCCCGAUGGAAAUUCAUCGUACCAGCUCAGCCACACGCUCACGCUUCGAAGAACUCUGGACAUGGCGGAACUUCGCAAUGCGGUCGAAGCUCUUGUCCAGCGCCACCCAAUGCUACGAGCAAGGUUCACCCAGGACGACCAUGGUCGCUGGUGGCAAUGGGUCUCCCGGGACGUGUCCCAAUCACAUAUGCUGUGGGGCUACCAAGAUGAGGCCGAUAGUCAGGAUUUGCUGAGAGCCAUGAUUCGCCGCACGCAUUCCAGCAUCAAUAUCACCACAGGACCGAUCCUGGCCGGGGAGCUGGUUACCACCCCUAACGGACAGGUUCUGCACCUGACCGCCCACCAUCUAGCGUUGGACCUCGUUUCCUGGCGCAUCUUGCUGGAAGACCUCGAGACUCUGCUCCAUCCGGGCGGGAUGCUCUGUCGCGAUGCCCCUACUGCAUCAUAUCAAGCGUGGUGCGAAGCCUUGGCCGGCGCCGCCUACGCAAGGAGCGGGGCCUGCCCCAACGAUCCCGACGACGGUCUGCCCCCGUUCGCAUUGAUCCCCACCCCGUUCGCAUUCUGGGGUACCACGCCGCAAGCAACGUCUGACGGUGCCUCCUCCAACACGCAGACCGUAUCCCUGAACCCCGCGGCCACCGCGCGCCUUCUCGCGCAUGCUCCCCCGCCGGGUCACGGCAACCGCCCCCGGCCCGACCUCACUUUACUCGCAAUCCUGCAGCAUGCCUUCCUCGAGGUCUUCCCCGAGCGCACGGGCACUGCUCCGACGGCCGUCAACGUCUCGCACGGCCGCGACCUCUGUCUCGGGGACCGCGGCCUCGACGUCUCGCGCACCGUCGGUUGGUUCACGACCAUGUACCCGACCCAAGGCUCCCCCAUCGCGUUCCGCACCGUCCAGCAAGCGAUCCACGCCUUCACCGAGCUCAACGCCGAGAGCCACCGGCUGGCUCUACCAUUCUUCGUCGCCCGCCACCUCCGAUCGUCCCUGCAAGGGACGGAGCUUCCGGAGCAGCAGGAGCAUCCUGGGAACGAGGAGGGGCAGAGCGAGGAACAAGGGAGAAUAGAUAUCCCAGAAAUCAUGUUCAACUACGCGGGCGUCUAUCAGCAGCUGGAACGGCCGGAUGCAUUAUUUGCGUUGAGGCGGGAUACUGAGGACAAUUCGCCAGAGGAGAUGCAUAGCGAGAUGGCGCAAAUGAAGAUGCGGCAUGCCGCGGUGUUUGAGAUCGUGGCGCGGGUCCGCCAGGGUCACCUGCAGGUUGGGUUCUCCUACGGACUGGGGAUGAAGCAUCAGGCCAGGAUCAGGGAGUGGAUUCGGCGGUUCGAAGUGGAGUGUGGGGUUUUAGGUGGUUCUUGA